AUGGAGAUUCACCAACACAUUCUCUUUCUGAGCCCCGACUCUCCUUCUCUCCGAUCACUGGCAUUGUCGUUCUCCGCCUUUUUGAAGGCCUUCACCGUCGCUGAGAAAGCCACCACCGCCACAGCCGUGCUGUCACGCCACAUCCACCCCCCAAGUCCAGCCCUCUACAGACUCUCCUCGUUGGACGACGACAGGUUUUGGGAUUCGUGGUUCUCUAAACUCCCCAAGUUUGAGCUUGAGCAGCUCAGUUGCCUCAAUCAUCUCUUCACACACUCGGUUGCACCUGCAUUCAACGACCUCGUACAGCACGACGCCUCUUGGGGUUACUUCGGAGUGAACCUCAUCACCGACGAGAGCUCCCUGCUAGCCCAGCGUGUUCUCAGCCGGGGCUUGGAGACGCUUCAUGCCCUUGCCCAGACUGAAACAUAUUGCGAGCGUCAUCGCAUCCUUCAUCGCGGCGACAACCGCGAAGAUGAGCCCGUCGGCGCGUCAGGCUUUCUCUACGAGCAGCUAGAGUGGACUGGGGCUACUCUGAUCACCAAUUUGCCCAUAUCAAAACUGUCACCAGACAAAAAGGCACAAGAGAUAAGCACCUUAGAGUUUCAAAGCUAUCAGCGGUGGGGGUACGUGUUCUGGGAUGAGGCGAGACUGGAGAAGCUGGGUGCGUUGACACAAGACGGCCUAGCCAAGUUGACGGCACCUACGGAUCCGCUGGAGGCUUAUCGAGAGCUGGAAAAUAAUCAACUACAGGCGUUGAGAACACGCCGAAGCGAGAUCUGGAAGCAAGGAGGAUCUGGUUGGUGGAGUCAGGAUGACGAGUCCAAGGUCGUCUGGCCAGAGAAGAGGAACAGUGCUCGGAAGAAACGGCCUCUGAUGACAGCGCGGUCUGUUUAA
Fusarium keratoplasticum is the source of this 894-nucleotide messenger RNA. RefSeq lists its product as uncharacterized. The transcript has 3 exons. Bases 1 to 894 code for a protein of 297 amino acids. NCBI's taxonomy places the organism in Eukaryota, Fungi, Ascomycota, Sordariomycetes, Hypocreales, Nectriaceae. The record is from RefSeq and is a predicted model, not a curated record.